ACAACAACGUGACGAGGCAGCCUAAGAGCUGUUAUGCAACCGCUGACCUACUAACACAUAUUUCUAGCAAGGGAGCCGGAGAAACUGGAGCAAAGGGUCCGGCAGCGCACAACACACAGGCAGCCAGAGCCAAGAGACAGAAACAGCAUCCAGCACAGCCUCUCACCACACCGCCACUCAGCCGAGCUGCGACAGAAGACGGAGACGAAAACUUUUCGGCUAUUUUGGGAGGUUUCUUCCACACGCGCAAGGAAAAGGAGGAAACGGGAGCGAGACAGCUUUGUGUCGGUGAAGCCGGAAUCUUUCUCCCCCCUCUAGGACACGGAGAGUAAGUGGUCAGCAAACAGAAGCACUGAAACGGAUCCUCAGGGAGCCCCCAAAGUGGACGGACUGACCUACAUCCUCCGUAAGACACUGAGAGCAGCAGCCUGACAGACAUCACUGCUCUGCUAAAGAUUGAGGAAGAUAAAGUCAAAAUCCACUCCAACAAGACUCCAGAGACUGAGGAGAUCACAGCUGAAAGACUCUUUGAUCGAAAACAAACCUACUUCUUUUUUGUCUUUCCCCGUUCAGACCACUGGUCCAAUGUCUGAGGUUUUUCUGAAGUUCCACCUCUUUUUAAUCUUCCUGGCGAAUAUGGACACUUGAACGUUGAACAAUAACAGAAAUCAAUGAGGCUAUCCCUUCAAGGAACAAAAAAACCUCAUCAAGACAUUUUUGCAGAUCCUGCAUCUUAGUCCUCAGCAACAAAGCAGUCGUCUCAUCUUGUUUUGAAUUUUCCCUUUCCCCCUUUGCUAGAGUUACACUCUGGCCAACAGCUAGGAAAAAAUGGAAAGUCUGGGUCUACACCUCCCAUCAACCAGCAACAAGAAUGCAAUGGAUGUCGACAAUUUUUCCUCCUACAGCGGCAGCAUCCGAUCCGCUUCUCCGGAAGAAGGACCGCGGAGCAGCCGCCAGUCUAAAGGUUCCAAGUCCAAUGCGAGUAGCCGUCGCAAGCGAGAGUUCAUUUCCGACGAGAAGAAAGAUGCUUCCUAUUGGGAAAAGCGAAGGAAGAACAAUGAAGCAGCCAAGCGCUCAAGGGAAAAGCGGCGCCUCAACGACAUGGUGCUGGAGAACCGCGUCAUGGCGCUGAACGAGGAGAAUGUUCGCAUAAAGACGGAGCUCCUUCAGCUCAAGUUGCGCUUCGGCCUCAUCAGCACGGCAUCCUACAUGGAGAAAAGUCAGCAGUUAUCCAACAGCGCUGCUUGUGUCAACAGUAGUAGUGGGAGCGGCAACGGCACCCCCAACCCCUACCUCUCAAGCAGCGGCUACUCCAGCGCAUCCCAGGUGAUGCUGAACUCAGACUCGUCUGAAACCGAACAGUCGGGCCGCGGCGAGCACCACAACGCGCUCCACCAGUACUCUCCACGGGGCUCCAUCUCCGACAUGUCUGACGACUCCUCCAGUGACAGCCCAGAACCAAUGGGCUUCAACAUAAAGACGGAGCCCGCAACUAUGGAGAUGGCCGGCCUGGAAAGCAAGGCGAUGCCCAAUGGUUUGCAGAAUGGAGCUUACCAUGGCAACCACACUGCCCUGGUUUCUCCACACCAGCAGAACGCCCCAUUGGCUGAAAGUGCCAUGGACUACCAGCACCACCAGCAGCAGCAGCAGCAGCAGCAGCAGUGCCACGUAAAGGCCUCCAGUCCAGCUCCUCAGGCCACCUCCGCGCAGAGGAGCGUCAUCCUGUACCGCUCCAGCAGCGGCUGUUACCCAAUGGACACCCAGCGGGCCGAGGAGCAGCCGAGCAGACCCCAGCAGCACUCCUCCACCUCCAAGUUCUCAGACAUCACAGAGGUCGCUGAGAAGCUGGAGAGGACAAAGACCAUGGAUUCACCUCAGUACGAUUACACCGAAGGUCGUGCUGAGUCCACAGAUGACGUACAGCAGAGGUACAACCCCGACACGCAACAACAGCGCGAGAGCCACCUUCACUACAGCUACCAGGGGCAGGAGGGCGGUCUGCAGCAAAGCCAACAGAACCCCUUCGCCCCUGAUCUGACCCGCAACACGGAGGAGGGUGAGUCCUCCUUCCCACAGCACAACGGCUACCUCAACACACUGGACGAAGAGCCCCCGGUUCUCACGUACGAGGGAGGCCCACGAGCAGGCGGCUUCUACCAGGAGAACUCUUCCACUAAAGACACCUCCUCCAGUGACGGGGAACCUCGGAGCUCUGACAAGGAGGGCUCCACGGAUGACGAGUCCCCCUGCUCGUCCUCCUCAGACAUCAGCAGCUACCAUCAGAAGGAGGCUGGAGUUCCAAGCUCACACAGCGAGCUCCAAGCCGAGUACAAAGGCACCGCCCUGCCCCACAAGCUCCGCCUCAAGUACAGAGCCCUGACCAACGGGGCAGCGGGGAUGCACAUGGAGGGAACCGUCAACAUGUCCACGUCCCCCUCUCCCACUUUGCCUCAGCACCCCUACUUAGCUCUGCCCAGCAACCCUCACAGCUCCCAGAUGAACGGAGAGAGCAAGGAGGUGGACAAUGACACUGAGUGUGCGGGACAGAUCAACUCUCUGAAUGAGAGGGAGGAGGCUAAAAAGGAGGGAGGGAAAAAGGGAUCCAGUAGCAGAGGUGGGCCCAAUAAGAGGCAAGAGUAAGGACACUUGGGACUUUUUUCUGUCACCAAUACCACAAUAACUAACAUUGCCACCCUACGACACGGAGAAGAGCCGGUGAUCUGCCCGAGGUGCAGUUUGGAUGUGAUUUCACAAAGUUUCACUGUGUUCCUCUUCCCUGUAAUCUGUCCUACCUGUCCAUCCUAUUUGGUAGAUCACUUAAUUAGGAAGGCAACUCUCCAGAGCUGGAGUCUGGGGUAUUUCCCUUAUGGAAAAUUCAAACAUCAUUCAUUUUUGUAAACUGCCCUGGUGGCUGGCCAGCGUUUAUUGUGGCAUUACGGGAACAAUCCUCUGACCAAAGAAUACGCAUCCCUCCUUUAGCAUCUCCCUUUUCGGCAAAGAGUUGCCUCCCUCUGAACACACACACCUGUACUAUUUGCGCCCCCACUGUCUGACCACAAUCACACACAAGUUCCCCUUCAUUUCUGAAGCACUUAGAUUGUAUAUUACUGUGACAUACAUUUGCAUAAAUGGAAAAUAUAUUUUAAGAAGAAAAAUGUGGCAGAAAACAACAAAAAAUAAAGCAGUGGGAUGACGAAGUCGCAGACUCAAAAGGUUUUCUUUCCCUUGAUGAGACACCUUGUACAGUCGCUUUUUGUCUAGAAAAUGCCUCUAAGAUUUUUUUUAACAUGAACCACAACUUGUAUAGAAAAAGAAGAAAAUAAAAAAAAGAAAGGUACAAUUUUUUUUUUUGUAUUGAUGGAUCAGAUCGGGGGCCUCAUUCAGGUGAGCUGUUGAAAUAGUCAAGGCCAUUUAUCUAAUGCAUAUCAGUCAAGGCCAUGUAGUCACACUUUGCUGUUUGCAAAACCUGACAAGCACAAGGCAAACGCCUGCCGGCUGCUCAACGAAACAUCAAUACAUCUUCAUUUCCAGACAAAUAUGGUCUGUUUAAUAAACAAAAUGGCUCCCGUCGAAAAACCAGCAAAGCUGCUCUCUCUUCAUAAGGUGCCUCUUUAUUGUGUUGUCCCUCGUCCCCACUUUGGCCGACGUCUUUACGAGCCCACUCCCCCCUGCACUGAGUCGUGUUAGCUACCGUAGAUCAUCCAGUCUGUACAAGUUUAACUGUUUCACUUCCUGGUGCCUGCCUCUGGCCACUAUGUAUAAAUGUAAAGUUGUCUUUAAUCUCUUGUAUACUGCUGUUAUUAUGUUAUUAUUAUUUUAUUAAUAUUGUUAUUUUCUAUUAUAUUCCGUUAUUAUUUUGGGCUUUAUUAUUACGUGUGUUUUUCUGUCAUCCUGUUGUGUCAUUUUGCUCUAUGCUCUUUCUGGUUGUGCUGUGUAUUUACCCAUACUCCCCUUUGCCCCAGUUCCCAUUUGUACUCUGUGUUACCGUAUAAACUUUGUUGUUUCCGAAAGAAAUGGAUAAAAAAAAAAAAGAGAAAUUGAAUAAGGCUUGUCCAGAAGUGAUUAUGUAUUGUCAUACUUCAUGUGGAUAUGCAAACAUGGUUACAUGAACACUGAUUUUUCAUUGUGAAAUAUUGAAAAUGGAGAAAAAAUUAAAGGUUGUUAAAUUAA
Messenger RNA from Trematomus bernacchii (emerald rockcod), 4170 nucleotides. It is a transcript of the gene nfil3-5, whose product is annotated as nuclear factor, interleukin 3 regulated, member 5. Gene Ontology annotation, molecular function: DNA binding; DNA-binding transcription factor activity. The transcript has 2 exons. NCBI's taxonomy places the organism in Eukaryota, Metazoa, Chordata, Actinopteri, Perciformes, Nototheniidae. Gene Ontology annotation, cellular component: nucleus. Gene Ontology annotation, biological process: circadian rhythm; regulation of DNA-templated transcription. The record is from RefSeq and is a predicted model, not a curated record. The coding region runs from base 829 to 2640 and encodes 603 amino acids.